AUGCAAUGGAUGGAUUUAUCACAAUAUUUGCCAAUAUCAUUGAUAUUAAUCAUUUUUAUCAUUCUUGGCUUUGAUCACUUUUGUUUUACCUCACUUAUAAGUCCUACCAACUUCCAACAAGGUACAACUGAAAUUGGUUUAUUUCGUUCAGCAAUUAAUUGUACAUUAAUUGUUAUUGCACCAUUAAUACUUAUUCUACCUAUUACAUUACCUGCUGAACUGAUAGUACAUUAUCUGUUGGGCUAUGGAUGCGCUGCAUUAUUAGCAAUUUCACUAAUUAGUCCAAUAUUACAUUAUAAUCGAUCACCCAGCAUAUGCUACUAUAUUAAAUUACGAUUCAAUCAGUCAUUUCUAUAUUUAUUGGUAUGCGUAUUAAAUAUAAUUUUUUUAAUCAUAUUUACCGUAAUAUUAUUGAUAAUGACAGUAUCACUUAUCACAACACGGAUAUCGUUCUUAUCACCUUACAAAAUAUGUACGAUAUUAGGAUAUACUAGCAUUUUUGCAAUUGCUUUUGGUGGGCAAACAAGCGUUUCAUCCAAUGUCUUCUUUGCAUCAAUUUGUUUAGCAAUGCUAGCAGCUUCAUAUAUAAUAUUUGAUAAUUUAACGAAUUACAUAUAUAAUUUUGUUGAAAUCAUAUUAUCUCACGAUUAUUUAUCAUUCGAUUCAUGGACAGCAUUUUAUUUGGGUAUCUUAAAUGGCUUACAUUUCCUUAUCACUAGUCCAUUAUUAUAUCAGCAGUACUUCUCGCUUUCAUCUUGUCGACGUUUACGUGAAUCAUUAGCUAUUCACGUGGGACUUUUUAGUCUGUUAACAAGCGUAAUGCUAGUAUCAUCCAAUUUAUUUGCUAAUAAAAUUAAUUGGUUUUGUCAAGUAAAUUCAUUUGCAAUGUUUAAUGUAAGCCAUGAAGAUAUAUCAUUGGAGAUAGAAAAUGGAUUAUUCCCAUCUCUAAUUAAUGCAGUAUUAUCACUUGUUGCUUCAUUUGCUAUCAUUCUAACUGAACUUACUUUGAUAAAUUUAAUUUGGGAAGAUUUACUAAGACCAUUGCUAAUACGACGAUCACUUCAACAGCAAAUUGGAUCAAUACAGGUUGGGUUAUUAAUAAUUGGAAGUAUAAUUAUUGCAUUAUCAAAUGCUUGGCUUUAUUUAGACAAGCCAUUAAAAUAUGGCCCAAUAUCACUACUAAUUUUAGGCACUUUAACAGCUCCAAUGACAGCACUUUAUACCUGCAGCUAUCUUUUUCCAUUUUUAAAUGGCAAAGGAGCAACAACUGGCUUACUUACUGGUAUUUUCGGUACCCUGGUGCUAUUUUACCUGUAUUUCCGAGUCACACCUCUUCGAUUUCACCAUUUUCCACUACAAUGUUUUAAUGAAACAUCAAUUACACAUUCAUUAAUAUGGGCUGACUGUAAAUUUGCAUAUUUCGAGUUAGAUUUUGCAUCAACAACACUACAAGCAAUAGCUAAUAAAGCACAAAAAUUAUUACCUAUUCUGUGCGAAAUACCAAUUACAUGGUACCCAUUAACUACUUUUAUAAUUACUACAUUAUCAAUGUUACUUGUAUCACUGUGUACGUGUAGCAGUAAUACGGACGAAUUUGAUUGGAAAUUAAUAAUCUGCGCACCUUAUGUUGGAAUAUUUACACGUCAUACUGAUAAUACAAUCAGUAAUGAUAAGCAUGUCGCGUUUGUUGAAUGCGAAUCAUUUCGAUAUGCACAACAAACACCAUAUCCGGAUACGGUAACCACAGUUACGCAUAUGAUUCAGUGA
This is a messenger RNA of Brugia malayi, 1767 nucleotides long. RefSeq lists its product as uncharacterized. Gene Ontology annotation, molecular function: transmembrane transporter activity. Gene Ontology annotation, cellular component: membrane. The transcript has 10 exons. Gene Ontology annotation, biological process: transmembrane transport. The record is from RefSeq and is a predicted model, not a curated record. The coding region runs from base 1 to 1767 and encodes 588 amino acids. NCBI's taxonomy places the organism in Eukaryota, Metazoa, Nematoda, Chromadorea, Rhabditida, Onchocercidae.